Messenger RNA from Glycine soja, 2447 nucleotides. RefSeq names its product probable inactive purple acid phosphatase 27. Lineage: Eukaryota; Viridiplantae; Streptophyta; Magnoliopsida; Fabales; Fabaceae. The coding region runs from base 179 to 2101 and encodes 640 amino acids. The transcript is spliced from 13 exons. Gene Ontology annotation, molecular function: acid phosphatase activity; metal ion binding. The record is from RefSeq and is a predicted model, not a curated record.
CUCAAUUGCUCCAUAACUGCUUUAUUUUCCUUAUAAAAGCAGCAUUUCUCACUUUGAAAACAUAUCCUAAGACUGAUAACAAUUACUACUCACUAGUAUUUAAGAGAGGGAAAGUUUGUUCCAACAUCGAUAAACCCAAAACCAAGGCCUCCUUUCUUUUCUUCCUUGCAGACUCAUCAUGCCUUCUUAUUCUUUUUCUUCCAGUAAUUGGGUUCUGAAACAUGUAUCAAUUUUACUUGUUUUGUUCCUUAGCCUUAGUUGUUCAACCUCUGAAACUCUCACUCCCUCACUCUUGGACUUUGUGGUUACCAACACCACAGUCCUACACAGCAAUUUCACAGCGGUAUCAGAUUUCAGAAUGAUAAACAGACGAAUUUUGAAGGGUUGUUCUGCUUCAAAUCCCUUUGUUAAAGUCAAUGUCACCUCAAAUUCUAGUUUUUCGGAUGACGAGUUCGUGACGGUCACUGUCACCGGGGUUUCCAGUCCUUCAGCCGGUGAUUGGGUUGCUAUGAUCUCACCUUCCACUUCUGAUGUGAAAAAUUGUAUUCUGAAUGAGGUCUACUAUCUGCAAACUGGUGAUACGGCCAAGCUUCCUCUGCUUUGCCAUUACCCUGUCAAGGCACAAUACAUGAAAAAUGAUCCAAAUUACCUCAGUUGCAAAAAGAAAGAAUGUAAGACAUUCCAAAAUGGGAAAUGUGAUGUCUCAACAUGCAGUGGUUCACUACAGUUUCAUGUUAUCAACAUUAGAAGUGACAUCGAGUUCGUGUUCUUCUCUGGUGGAUUCGUGAAACCAUGCCUUGUGGGAAGGUCCACGCCUGUGAGCUUUGCUAAUCCUAAGAGGCCACUCUAUGGACAUAUUUCAAGCAUAGAUUCAACUGGAACAUCAAUGAGAUUGACAUGGGUUAGUGGAGACAAGGAGCCUCAGCAAAUCCAAUAUGGAAAUGGAAAAACAGUUACUUCAGCAGUCACUACAUUUUCACAGGAUGAUAUGUGCAGUUCUACGCUGCCAAGUCCUGCUAAGGAUUUCGGAUGGCAUGAUCCAGGAUACAUCCACUCAGCACUUAUGACUGGACUUAAGCCUUCAAGCACCUUCUCCUACAGAUAUGGAAGUGGCUCCGUUGGUUGGAGUGAAGAAAUCAAAUUUUCAACUCCACCCGCUGGAGGAUUAGAUGAGCUCAGAUUCAUUGCAUUUGGUGAUAUGGGCAAGACUCCUCUUGAUGCUUCAGAAGAACACUACAUUCAGCCAGGAGCUCUUUCUGUGAUUAAAGCCAUAGCCAAUGAUGUAAAUUCCAACAAUAUAAAUUCAGUCUUUCACAUCGGAGACAUAAGCUAUGCAACAGGUUUUCUAGCAGAAUGGGAUUACUUUCUUCACCUUAUCAACCCAGUAGCUUCCAGGAUUUCUUAUAUGACAGCAAUAGGGAACCAUGAGAGGGAUUAUAUAGAUUCUGGUUCAGUAUAUGUUACUCCUGACUCUGGUGGGGAAUGUGGAGUGCCUUAUGAAACAUACUUUCCAAUGCCAACUUCAGCAAAGGAUAAGCCUUGGUACUCAAUUGAACAAGGAAGUGUUCAUUUCACAGUAAUAUCAACUGAGCAUGCCUGGUCAGAGAAUUCUGAGCAGUAUGUGUGGAUGCAAAAGGACAUGACAUCAGUUAAUCGACAGAAAACACCUUGGCUAAUCUUCAUGGGACAUAGACCGAUGUACACCACCAACCAUGGAUUCGUACCUUCUGAAAACAAAUUUAUGAAAGCUGUGGAGCCAUUGCUAUUAGAAAAUAAGGUUGACUUGGUUCUUUUCGGCCAUGUGCACAAUUAUGAGAGAACUUGUUCCGUGUUUCAAAAUGAAUGUAAAUCCAUGCCUACAAAAGAUAAAAAUGGGAUGGACACAUAUGAUGGCAGAAAUUACAGUGCCCCUGUGCAUGCUGUCAUUGGCAUGGCUGGCUUCACCUUAGACAAGUUCUCAAACAAUGUGGAGAGCUGGAGCCUGAAAAGGAUUUCAGAGUUUGGCUAUUUAAGAGCACAUGCUACGAGGAAUGAUUUAAACUUGGAGUUUGUCAUCUCAGAUACAAGAGAAGUUAAGGACAGUUUCCACAUCACAAAGUAACAGCUCUCUCAAGAUAGAAAGCAUACAUAAGUGAAAGGUAUAUUAUAAAUAGAGACAUACAGACAAAUACACAAACAGAUGUUAUUGGAAGGCAAAGGAGAUCUACAGACCAACAAUUUCACUCUUGAUACUGUAUAUGGUUGUAAUUUUGUUUAGACUAUGAAUUCUUGUAGCUUUAACAUCUGUAUUUCUUGUCCAAAUCUGGAUGGAAGUUCUUUUUAAUGACAUUCACAAGUAAGCCUUUUUAUUAUUGACAAUCUUAAGAUGAAUUGAGGAGCGCACCCAUGGUCUGAUAGAAUUGAAGAAUGUAACACACAUGCACAGCAAUGCAAAUGUUUAAACACGA